AUGAUAUCUAUAGAUACAUCUCAAAAACUGCCAGGCCUCAGAUACAUAAUAAAAAUAAGAGUUAGUAACAAUGACAGAAGAUCUCAAAAAGUAUUAUCAUCAGCAGAGUAAUAUCUUAAUCUCUUUUUCGAUCCAAGCAGAGAAAUCGAUGCCCCACCUUAUUUUGUACAGUUUAUUCCAAAAGUUAUUACAGCUCCUGGAGAAGUAACAUCUUUCAGUCUUUCAUCUAUAAGAGAUAACUUAUUUGACGACUACAUACUAAUAGUAGACUUUGGUGUAUCUGCUCUGUUUGCUAGUCUCAAAGAUGGUGAAAUUAAAAUAGCACCUUAGGAAGAGAAUAGUGGUCAAACAUAUAGGGUUAAAUUUACUCUAAAGUAGCAUUUGAAGAAGCCGUAUAUUUAGAAUAUAUACUUUCUAGAAAUUGCAGUUAAAGGUGCUUUACGAGAGAAUAAUUUAACUGAAAAUUAAACUGGAAAAUUAAUUUCAACUACCAAUUUUGCCAAAAUUGUAAACAUUAAUGCUACAGGUUUUGUAACAAUAAAAUUUAGUUAUCCGUUAAACAAGCCCAAAGAUUUAUCUGCAAUUAACAAUAAUAGAAUAAGAAUAGAAUUGCACUAUGAGGUUCAGGGAAUUAAUGAACUUAUUGAUUACAGUCUGCUUGAUGUUAGCAGAGAUAAAAUGCUCAUUAGACUAUAUUUCAAGAAUAUAUCAGACAUUUCAAAAUUUUAGGAGUUCCUAGCCAAAUAUCUGAGGCUCUCAUACUUUACAACAUCUUUGGAGCGCAAUAAACUCUUUUUAAAUUCUAUCUCAUUUGCCGAUGAUUGGGAUUAAUGCUCCAGCAAACGUUUAAAUAUUUUUCUCGUAUGUCCUGAAUCUAGCCACCUUCAAUAUAUUUCCAACAGAUGA
Messenger RNA from Stylonychia lemnae, 906 nucleotides. Lineage: Eukaryota; Ciliophora; Spirotrichea; Sporadotrichida; Oxytrichidae. The record is from the annotation of a GenBank genome assembly.